Messenger RNA from Aspergillus chevalieri, 522 nucleotides. RefSeq lists its product as uncharacterized. The record is from RefSeq and is a predicted model, not a curated record. The transcript has a single exon. NCBI's taxonomy places the organism in Eukaryota, Fungi, Ascomycota, Eurotiomycetes, Eurotiales, Aspergillaceae. The coding region runs from base 1 to 522 and encodes 173 amino acids.
AUGUCCGACUUGAAGAUAAGACAGAUUGAUGUAUUCCAAGUCGAUUUGCCUUACUCCGGUGGUGUCUAUUAUCUUUCUGGAGGACGGGCUAUUACUCGUUUCGAUGCUACGUUUGUUCGUGUUAUCACAGACCACAGAAUUGAGGGUUGGGGCGAAAGCACUCCAUUCGACAACUACAUCGCGUCACAUGCCGGCGGUAUUAGGGCUGCAAUCGCAGAGAUAGCCCCUAAGCUGAUUGGUCUGGACCCUCGAAGAGUUGAUCGGGUCAAUGACGCUAUGGACGCAGCCUUACUUGGUAGUGAGUCGGCAAAGUCAGCUAUCGAUAUUGCCUGCUGGGAUAUUUUUGGCAAGUCAGUGGGACUUCCCGUGUGUGAAUUGCUCGGCGGACGCACAAGCAAAAAGCUACCUGUUCUCGAAUCUAUCCCUGUGUCGCAGAUGCAGAUGGUACUCGCAAGCUUGUUGCCAAGUCCCGAGCAGCUGGAUACACUGGAUUCUCGGUUAAAAUUGGAGGGGACCCGGUAG